This is a messenger RNA of Orbicella faveolata, 3007 nucleotides long. RefSeq lists its product as uncharacterized. NCBI's taxonomy places the organism in Eukaryota, Metazoa, Cnidaria, Anthozoa, Scleractinia, Merulinidae. The record is from RefSeq and is a predicted model, not a curated record.
UGCCUAUUUAGAAUCUAACACGGCAGUUUCUCAGUGCUAUGAUUUUGGAUUUUCUAUGAAGAAAUUUGCGUGACAUGUCGAUUUAUUUCGAUCUUCCUGUACAUCCGGAAGUGGUUUCUACAGCUAAUAGCUCUAAGGAAUUAUUGAUUGAUGGACUGUUUAGCUCGUCACGUAAGUUUUUCUCUAAAGAUCGCAUGACCGGUACAGUCAUGUCAGUAGGAGGUUACGGCACAGUACGAGGGGACAUACUUGUUCCGGGGCAGAUAUUACCAAUCGCAAUCUGUCUUUCCUGUCCCAAAAGAAUUCAAAACACUUCAGUUGAACGGAAGACGCACCCGUGGGUGGGGCUAUUAUCAAACACCAUAUGACGUCGCAGAUCGAUCGUGACGACAGAAGACUGUUUCAUGUACUUCGCACAGUGUGCUAAUCUCGUGCUCUCUAUCGCUCCCAAAACAAGCCAGGAUUCGAAAGGUGCGUGUAACAUUUAAAUCUGUGUCCAGGGAAGAAAAAAUAGCCUUGCUCAUUCCGCGUUCUCAUUCCAGCCUUUAGGGGAAACUAUUCAGGAGGAUGAUGAUGAGGGUAAUGUUAGGAUUUUGGCGAGUACAACUCUUCCUCGUAAUCUUCAGCGCAUCUCUCUUCGCAUCUGUUAUUCGCAAGACGUCAGCUGCGGGUGAUUAUAGACAGUGCUCUUUGAGACAGAACAGAACGUGCUACCAGUAUUCACUCGCACGAAGACGAAAUUUGACAUGUGCAGUAAAAGGCGACAAAUUCAGGAACUGCCAACAGAUUGGUAAUGCUGGAGCUUUGAAUCUUACCUGUGUUGCCCCAGAUGCAUGCAAGCAGAAAUGCCUUGCCAGCAACUGCCAAUCUCUCAAGUGCAACUCAAAGAAGUGCAAUCAAUACUGCAUCCGUGGACGUUGCAACAUGGAAUGCAAUUCAGACGAGUGUGUUCAGGAAUGCGCCGUCAGUGGAUGCGAAAUGACCUGUCCUGCAGGUGCAAAGCGUUGCACCCAGAAAUGCAGUCGAGGUAACUGCAAAAUGCAUUGUCCAUCGGGAGUGCAAUAUUGCAAGCAGUCGUGCAACAAAGGAAGAUGUAUUAUGCUUUGUGAUGGGAAAGAAUGUUCCCGUUCUUGUCGCUACAGUAAAUGCCUUUACAACGCUGAGCCCGAAAAAGUAACUGCUCCCGUAGUCACAUCAACUUGCAACAGGGCAAUAGCUCGAAGACAGAACAUUUGUUACCAGCAUUGCUUGUCGGGGGACUGUAAAAUGAUGAGUGUCGACGGCUAUUCCAUGCAGAGUCAAGUCUGCUACGGAGGAAACUGCAACAUGAGUUGCAAUGCAGGAGAAAAAUGCAGCCAAGUUUGCGUUGGACGACAAUGCCAGCUCGUCACCUGUGCGUCAGACAUUUGCAUUCAGGAAUGCAUUGCUGGAGGUUGUCAUAUGGAAUGUUAUUCAAAAAUUUGUACUCAAAUUUGCAGAAAGGGAAAUUGCCGGAUGGCCUGUUUGUCUUCGAACUCCAAAGUCUGUUAUCAGACUUGCAUUGGUGGAGGUUGCUUGACAUCGUGUGAAGGUGAGAACUGCAGCCCUAGAUGCUUUGGUGGAAACUGCAAGCACUCCCUUUAUCAGCCUCCUGGCUUAAUAGCUACAGAAGCUUGCGACGAAAUAAAAGAUGAGACAUGUGUUCAGAGCUGUUCAUCAAGGAUUGGCUGUGCAGUGACGAAUAGGCCCUCAAAUCCAUUGCAAAUUUCCAAUCAGACCUGCAGCGACGGCUUCUGUUUGAUGAAUUGUACUGGUUCAGAUGUUUGCAACCAAGUCUGCUCUGGCCAGAAGUGCUACACGUUAUCCUGUAAUUCUAGAGAGUGCGUGCAGGUAUGCAGUGGAAAAGAUUGCGGCUUGCUUGAGUGUUAUGCAAAUACAUGCACGCAAAAGUGCACUGGUUUGGGAUGCCAUUUGAAAUGUCACCCGUCUGUCGAAGUGUGCCAUCAGAUCUGCAUCGCCGAGAAAGGAAGGUGUUCUCUGGAGUGCUGGGCAAGGCAGUGUGUCACAACUAUGUUGUAGUUUGUAAUUAAUUUGAACGUACUUGUUAUACCAAACAUAUUAGUAAUAAAAUUUUUUACAAGCCUUGAAAAGGUUUAAUAUUUGGGACAAGCUUACAGUUAUGGACUAUGUGAAGAAGGCGACAAAAAAUUGCUGUCAGUAAAAGAACGUACAGAAUCAUAAAUCGCCGCAACUUGAACUAGAACAACUGAGUGACAGCCUCAAUAUAAUUACCUUGUCCAGGCAUUCACUCUGUUGGGGAACAGCGCGCGACGAACUAAACGUGGGCAGACCAGAUUUUGUCCCCUCUCGCCAAACUCAUCUACUAAAUUUAGUGGUUGUCAAUUCUCUUAAUGUUACUACAGUUUAUUGUGCCUUUGUGUAACGGCUGAAAAGCGAGUUUUGCUAGUGCGAAAAGCGUUUCUAUUUCCGAAAUAUCAGUUCCUGCAUAUUAUAGUACCUUCCAGGGAAAUUAGUAGACGCAAAAUAGACAGCAGCUUGUUGCAGCUUCACCAUAUUUGACUAGCCUCGUGCAACGUUAUUAUCAUUUUAGGCGAUUCGAGUUACUGUUAUUCUUUUAAUUUCAAGCUUUCGCCAAUCUGCGGCAUCGUCUGGGAAUGUAAAGAUUCCACGGUUCGUGAUAUAAAAAGCGGUGUAGUUGACACGAAUCGGAUUAGAAUAUAAAUUAAGGACAAUAAAUUAUGCAAAUGUGGCGAGGGCAACACACAAUAACAUGGAAACUCGCUAAUGAGUGGUAGCGAGAACAAAAGCUUGGAAUUAAAAGAAUAACAGUAUCUCAAGGCCUCAGCAGAAUGGAAUAUUUAACCACCCAAAAUAGUACUGAAGGACAACGUCAAGCGUUUCACUAUAACUGUUAUGGUUUCAAAGCUUUAAUUGUAUAAUUUCGUUGCGAUAAAGAGCAAAAGGAAGUAACAGACAUAGUAAUAAAAACUUGUACAGAUUCUUUUGA